This is a messenger RNA of Zychaea mexicana, 966 nucleotides long. RefSeq names its product xylose reductase. NCBI's taxonomy places the organism in Eukaryota, Fungi, Mucoromycota, Mucoromycetes, Mucorales, Lichtheimiaceae. Gene Ontology annotation, molecular function: aldose reductase (NADPH) activity. Gene Ontology annotation, cellular component: cytosol. The coding region runs from base 1 to 966 and encodes 321 amino acids. The transcript is spliced from 5 exons. The record is from RefSeq and is a predicted model, not a curated record.
AUGUCGACGCAACACGUUACUUUGAACCGCUCAGGCGAUAAAAUGCCCUUGAUGGGCUUCGGUUGUUGGAAGGUCGAGAACAAAGACGCUGAGCAGCUCAUCUACGAUGCCAUCAAGUGCGGAUAUCGUCUUUUUGAUAAUGCUUGCGAUUACGGUAACGAAGUUGAAAUAGGUCGCGGUAUUGCUAGAGCUAUAAAGGAUGGCCUUGUGAAACGCGAGGAAUUGUUCGUGGUCACAAAGCUUUGGAAUACCUUUCAUAGCAAAGACCAUGUUCGUCCUGCGUUUGAAAAGCAGCGCAAGGAGCUUGGUUUGGACUACAUUGAUUUGUAUCUGAUUCAUUUCCCUGUCCCAUUAAAGUAUGUUGCUUUUGAUCAAGCUUAUCCACCAGGAUGGUACGGCGUGGGACAAAAAAAAAUCCAGUUUGAACGGGCUCCCAUGCACGAAUGCUGGUCGGAGAUGGAAAAGCUGGUGGAUGAUGGUUUGGCACGCAAUAUCGGCAUUUCCAACUUUAAUGUGCAAGCUAUUUUGGACUUGUUGACAUACUGCAAGCAUAAGCCUGCUACCUUGCAAGUCGAGAUCCAUCCUUACUUGCCGCAGAAGCGACUGGUCGAGUGGGUACAAGCACAAGAGAUACACAUCACGGCCUACUCAUCAUUUGGCCCUGGAUCCUAUGUCAGCCUUACGGACGAUGGUCGUAGUGCAGAGCCACUUCUCCAAAAUGAUGCUAUCUCAUCGAUUGCUCAAAAGAAAAACAAAACGCCUGCCCAGGUGUUGCUACGCUGGGCCAUUGAGAGAGGAAUUGCCGUCAUUCCCAAGAGCAGCCAUGAGGAGCGUAUGAAGUCCAACCACGAUGUCUUCUCCUGGUCUUUGGACGAUGACGAUAAGAAGCAAAUUGAGACGUUGAACAAAGGGUUGCGUUUCAACAAUCCAGACAGCUAUGGAUUCGAUUUGCCUCUUUUCUCGUAG